Molecule: messenger RNA, 1433 nt
Organism: Nematolebias whitei (Rio pearlfish)
Lineage: Eukaryota; Metazoa; Chordata; Actinopteri; Cyprinodontiformes; Rivulidae
Gene: stx5a
Product: syntaxin 5A
Exons: 12
Coding region: 230-1213 (327 amino acids)
Biological process (GO): endoplasmic reticulum to Golgi vesicle-mediated transport; intracellular protein transport; vesicle fusion
Cellular component (GO): Golgi membrane; endomembrane system; SNARE complex
Molecular function (GO): SNAP receptor activity; SNARE binding
Source: RefSeq, a predicted model, not a curated record
CCGGAUCGGAACUUUAACUACACGGUUGAGUUCUUACCAGAACCAUUGAGGACUCUCGAAACUGGGUGUGAUGUCGAUUCAAACAUGUUUGUCCAUAUGUUUAUGAAGAAUACCCCCCCUUGGGUGUGAGAAGGGUUCGUGUUUGCUCUUCAUCAGGCAGACUUGAGGAGGACCCUGCGGUCUUUGGUUCGGAACAGCCUUGCGAGGUGACACUUUUACCGGCGUCAGGAUGACGUGCCGUGACCGAACCAUCGAGUUUCAGUCGGCCUGUAAAUCUCUCCAGGGCAGACAGAAUGGAGUCCAGCCCAGUAAACCAGCUCUUAAUGCCCUCAAGCAACGCAGCGACUUCACACUUAUGGCCAAGAGAAUUGGAAAAGACUUAAGCAAUACAUUUUCCAAAUUGGAAAAGCUCACUAUUUUGGCCAAAAAGAAAUCUUUAUUUGACGACAAGGCAGUGGAGAUUGAGGAGCUAACCUACAUUAUUAAACAAGACAUUAACAGUCUGAACAAACAGAUUGCACAGCUUCAGGACUUGGUGAGGUCUCGUGGUGCUCCGAGUGGCCGGCACAUCCAAAGCCAUUCUAACACAAUAGUUGUAUCAUUACAGUCCAAGUUGGCUUCAAUGUCGAAUGACUUCAAAUCCGUGCUAGAAAUCAGAACUGAGAACCUGAAGCAGCAGCGUAGCAGGAGAGAACAGUUCUCCCAGCCUCCCGCGUCGUCUUCACCUAUGAUGGCAAACAACUUCAGGAGCCGCAAAAAAGGGGCCCAGGAGCCGCAUGCAGCUCGCGAGCCGCGCAAUGACUACCAGGGCUAUACAACCACAAAUUUAAAAGAAAGCUCAGUCCUGAUGCAGGAUGAGUCUCGGAGCAUGGGGGACGUAGCCAUCGAUGUGGACUCUCAGAGCACCUCAUUAAUGCUCAUUGAUGAGCAGGACUCGUACAUCCAGAGCCGUGCAGACACCAUGCAGAACAUCGAGAGCACCAUCGUGGAACUGGGUUCUAUAUUUCAGCAGCUGGCACACAUGGUUAAAGAGCAGGAGGAGACGGUCCAGAGGAUUGAUGCCAAUGUGGAGGACACACAGCUGAACGUUGAGGCCGCUCACACGGAAAUCCUCAAAUACUUCCAGUCGGUCUCCUCUAACCGUUGGCUGAUGAUCAAGAUCUUUCUCGUUCUUGCCAUUUUCUUCAUCAUCUUUGUCGUCUUCUUUGCCUGAAAAUAAAGACCAGCUGAAGGGAGGGGGGAAACGUACCGAAUCAAAGCUAAAGUUGGACCGGGACAUGCAUCAUUAUCAAAGGACGGACUUCUUUGCAAGGGUUUAACGGAGGCUUGUGAUUAAAACUAAUACGGACCUUUCGGUUACUUCCAAGCCAUGGACUCUUGAUUCAACUGUUUGGUGACGAAUGACCCAAAUAAAAUUGUGUGUGGAGCAAAAA